AUGGGGCUGGAAAUUGAGGAUCUCAUUAUUCUUGUCCUUUUUAGUUUGUUGGCACUCAAACCAUUGGACGCAUGGAGGGUUAGUGACAAGGUGGCAAAAAGAUGUCUGAUUUUUGACAUGCAAAUGGGUACAUCAGAUUUGAAGAACAGCAUCUUGCAGAAGCUUAGCGUCUUUGGUAGCAAGUGGGUGAAGAAACUAUACUACAAGAUCCCCAUCGCAGUUGUCUCGACCGGUGUUAAGUAUGAUACCUUUGUGGUUAAGGCUGAUGAAGAUCUUAGGGUUUUGUUCCAUUGCGUAAGGAGUUUUCCGGAGAUCAGAAUCCAUGAGUUGUUCGCGAAGUUGGAGGACGGUGUUGAAAGUUCUGGGGCAUCCGCUCCAGUUCCUGGCUCGACUGCCGCCGGAGGUGCAUCUAGUUCGAUGCCUACGGUCAGACUGUAUCUUCCACCAGUAGCAUCCCCUUUAUUCGCGGCUGAUUUAGACCGAACAGAGGUUGUUAGUUCUGUACCUUUGGAGAAUGCAGCAGUCUUUGAGCCUCCUCACGAUGUCGGCACUGGGGGUGGCCUGUUAACUUAUAUGGAAGGCUUUGGUGGACCCGAUCGAGUAGAGAAUGCAAUGUGUGACGAUGACUCUGACCAGGAGCCUGUUGAUAUCGUAGGGGAUAGCGACGAUGACACAGGAAGAGGUGGUAACACAGUCGGGGGCUCUUCUACAGAAUUUCAGAUCGGGCAAUCAUUCCAGAACAAAGAUGAAGCUGUGCUGAGUGUGAAGGACUAUAGCAUCCGGGCAGACGCUGCGGUUACGGUAAAGGUAUUGCAACAAGCUACAGAAGCUGAUUACGGGUUCCGGCCUAGCUACAGGAAGGUUUGGAUGGCCAAGCAGAAGGCAGUGGCACAAAUAUAUGGCGAUUGGGAAGAGUCGUACGCGGACCUGCCACGUUGGAUCUUAGGGGUCCAGUCAACAAUGCCCGGAACAAUCACGGUGUUGAAGACCUCUCCCGUUCGGCUUCGUGGUGAGGUUGACGAGUCGACGUAUGGAGGGACGCUGCUGUUGGCGAUAGCGCAGGAUGGGAACUCGAACAUCCUACCGAUAGCAUUUGCCCUUGUGGAGGGAGAGAAUAUAGAGUCGUGGUCAUUCUUCUUGUCCAACCUACGAGAGCAUGUAACUCCUCAGGAGGGUAUCCUUGUUAUCUACGACAGGCAUAAUGGGAUCAAGGCAGCGCUUGAGGCACCGGAGAAUGGGUGGCUCCCUCCCUGUGCUUUCUGA
Molecule: messenger RNA, 1263 nt
Organism: Arachis duranensis
Lineage: Eukaryota; Viridiplantae; Streptophyta; Magnoliopsida; Fabales; Fabaceae
Exons: 5
Coding region: 1-1263 (420 amino acids)
Source: RefSeq, a predicted model, not a curated record